Molecule: messenger RNA, 4256 nt
Organism: Electrophorus electricus (electric eel)
Lineage: Eukaryota; Metazoa; Chordata; Actinopteri; Gymnotiformes; Gymnotidae
Biological process (GO): protein linear polyubiquitination; protein transport
Cellular component (GO): LUBAC complex
Molecular function (GO): linear polyubiquitin binding; K63-linked polyubiquitin modification-dependent protein binding; nucleic acid binding
Source: RefSeq, a predicted model, not a curated record
CCCUGCUGCCGUUGUAAAACUUUGAGCGAUGGGGGAACUUGUGGAUAUGGAAGUGCUCCCUGACUGCACUUGACAGCGACAGAUGCGCUACAUCGGCAGUCGCUGGAGGGUUUUGACGUUAAGAUGACAAUGUCUCGUGUGACGCCUGAUCUGGAGUACCAGACGCUAGCGGAGUGUAACUACUGCUACCCAACUGAAGUUCUUUCUGAUGUUUGGGAAGCCAGAGCAGCUUUUCCAGACCUUCAUCUGCACGAGGGCUAUUACUAUUAUCCUAACAAUGAGAAGAAGAAGUUGGUUAAUUUACGUGGUACAGUUCCCAUCGUUUAUGAAGGUAACAAGUACAACAUUCCAGUGUGCAUCUGGAUCCACAUCACCCACCCUCAGAGCCCUCCGCGGUGCCUCGUCUGCCCCUCCCCCUGCAUGAUGAUCAACGGCAACAGCUCCAGUGUAGACGCGCAAGGCCACGUGCUGCUUCACUGCCUCAGCAACUGGAAGCCUGGUUGGUCAGGCCUGUCCAUCGUUCUGGAGGAGAUGGUCGCCGCAUUUCAGCGGGAAACGCCCCUUUUUGCCACUUAUCCAAUCAGAGCUCCGACACUACCUCCAGGCGCCAAGCAACCUACUGAGUGGCCGGGUCAUCGAAGACCUGCUUCAGCCCACAACAGUUGGCCUAACACCAGCAGUAACUCUGCACAGAGGAAGUCCUCUCACCCUGAAUCAUCAUCGUCAUCUUUGUCCCAGGCAACCAGCAAUACCGAUCCCAAGAGCGACAAGGACAGCCAGCCACAGGCAGCGAGCGCAGAAGAGACAAGUGGCGUGAAGAGGUCCUAUACACAGGAGCUGCUGGACUUUGGGAUCACAUUCGGAGAGACGCAUACCCGGAACAACACCCCAACCAACCCGUUUGUCACCAGUGCCACCGCUCCGGAUUCCAGUGCCUCGAGUCCAGAUGAUAUUUCGAGCCUCUUCAAAAGCCUUCAGCUAGAAAGGGUUGUCCACAUGUACCAGCUUGAACAGAAAGACAAGGACAUUCCCCAUGCCUGGAGGCACUGCCAGGCCCCCGAGGAGGGUCCUGGUCCCCAGGUAGAGCUGCUGGACGACAGGCACAGGGUGGUGGUCAGCCACCUCCCCACGGGCAUCACUCCCAGCCGGAUGAAGAACAAGCUCACCAUUUACUUCCAGAGGAAACAUAGCAGGGGCGGGGAGGUCGUGGCUGUCACCUACCCCUUGGCUCAGCCAGACCAGGCCAUGGUCACCUUCAGACACUACAAAGAUGCCGAGAAUGUUCUAAAAGAACCAAACAGAAUCGUGAUGGUGGAUGAUCAGAUGAAAAUUCUCAUGAAGCUAAAAAGGUUCGAGGCUCCUUCGGUCUCCGUCCCGGAGGAUGUGCGAGGCGACAAGGCGGAGAUGUUCAGGAGCAUCCUGGGCAUGGAGGGCUGCGGCUUCAGCCCUGCCGACGUGUCGGAGGCGGUGCAGGCAUGCCGGGACGUCCCCUCCGCCCUCAAGUACCUCUCCCACGACUGCCCCAUCUGUCAGGAGCGCGUGUCCUUCAGCAAGAUGAUCACCAUGACGCACUGCUCGUGCGCAUUCUGCGAGAGCUGCUUCAAGGCCUUCUUCUCGUCCGUCAUCAAGGAGAAGAGCAUCGUCCACGCUGUGUGCCCGCUGUGCAAUCAGCCUGAUGUGCGCGGCCCCGCCCACAGGGAGGUGUCCGUGGAGUACUUCAGCCUGCUGGACACGCAGAUCAGGCACUACCUGGACCCGCAGACCCACGAGCUCUUCCAGAGGAAGCUCAGGGACCAGGCUCUGCAGGAGAUGCCAGACUUCCGCUGGUGCGCUCAUUGUUCUUUCGGGCUGCUCCACGAGGCAGACAGGCUGAGGAUGGAUUGCCCCAGCUGUGGAAAGAGCACAUGCUCGAAGUGCAAGAGCCCCUGGGCUCCCCAGCAUGAUGGACUGUCCUGCGAGAAGUUCAAGGAGUGGCAGCAGCUUAACAGCCCCGAGUACCAAAACUCGCGCCUGGAGCAGCUCCUCAGCAGAAAUAAGAUAGACUGCCCGAAGUGCAAAUUCCGGUUCUUCCUGUCCAAAGGUGGCUGCUUGCACUUUAAGUGCUCCCAGUGCCAGCACGAUUUCUGCGGGGGAUGCUGCCGGCCCUUCAAGCUGGGCCCUGAGUGCGAUUUCUCUGCUGAGUGUGGCGCUAAGGGGUUACAUGCCCACCACCCCAGGGACUGCCUGUACCACCUCAGAGACUGGAGUGUGCCUCGACUGCGGAACCUGCUGCAGCACCAUGGAGUGACCCACCCCAUCAUGUUCUGGCAGAGACAUGGCGCUGUGGAGAGAGGUCGGAGAGAUGUAGGUGUGUGUGCCGUGAUGGAGCACAAAGAGCCAGGUAGCGCAAAGGAGGAGCCAUGCGGCCGGGUGGCGUUCGCAGAAUACGCCGGCUACUGCACGCUGCAUUACAAGGAGUGUUUGGUGGAGUUGAUCAACCAGAACAGGCUGGACCCCGUGGUGCUGCUUGAUGGCUCAGAACUGCAGGCAGAACUGGGCCGCUGGAAAAUUCCAGUCCCGGAGAAACAGCCUCUAGAGUCCGACAAGCUCUACAAGGAGCGCCUCAAGCAGAUCCUGAGGGAGAGGGUGGGUUUGAUCGGGGGCGCCACCCCGGGCCUGAGGCCGGCCGGCCCCCCCACCCCGUCGCCUUCUCCCACAUCCCCUCCCGCGGCGGUGGCUCCCUGGUACUCGGUGCUGCACCCGGGCAGGGGUGGGCCUGACGACACCCAGCUGCUGCUGCUCCUCAACGACUGAGGACGACUGCCUCUCCAGCUGGCGCUGGCCAGGCGCCAGGGCAUCAUCAUGGACUCGGGCUCUUGUCACCAUCCAGAACCAAAGGGAUGAGAUACAGGACUUUUCAUAGCUUUUGUUUGGUGUUGCUGUUGAUUAGAACAAGAGCCCUGGGUGGAGAACACCGUGGAUCAUCCCUGUAGAGCUCAAUCGGUAUGCUCAGCCAUGUUACGCAUGGUGCAUAUGCAAGCGGGACGGUCCUCACUGCCUGGUCUGUACUUCUCCACAGUGGAUUUGGAAUGAUUCUGAAUGUGAGUUAAAGUGCAGAAUGUCAGCUUUCAUUCUGAGACUGUUGUGUAACUUUUAUGUGAAUGGGAGACAUGUUGGAAUUACGGCCCUUUUCAUAUGUCUGCCUGCCUCUGUUGCAGGCGCUUUUUGCCUUCUGCCUCAUCUUCAGUUGGUAAAUUGUUUGCACUUUAAUAUUCAGGUCAGGUGGUUGAAGUGAAAAAUCUUCACAGCUGCUUUAACGGUAUAUGCAGAGUCAUUGUCUUGUUGCAAGGUAAAUUGCUGGCCAGUGGGUUUUUGAAGCAUUUGGUUGGUUCUGGACAUUUAAAAUACUUUUAAAACUCUUUUGUUUUGUUUUUCUCAACAGUGAUUGAGCAUUGAAAGCCUUUUUAGUCUAGGCUUAGGACCUUGGUCUGGGACACUGGCAUCUAAUCUAGAUCCCCAAUCUCCUGACGUUUCAGCCUCAAGUCAUUGGUACUUAUGCUGAGACUUCAAAUAAAAAUUCCAUAUCUGGAAUCCCCUUAGCUGCCUUGUGCGUGGAUUAAUACAAAUGAAUGAUGCAAGGCGCAGACCUGGGUAAGAAUAAGUAUAAAUAGGGCUGUAAAAGUUCACCCCAAGUGGCUGCAAAUUAAAACAGUCAGCACUUUAACUCCCCAGUCAUUGUCUCAUUUCAAUUUCAGUGUGUCGGAGUGCAGAGUGCAGUGCGGAUAGACGGUGUGUUUGAUCUGUUGAUCUGACAAUGUGUCAAGUGGUUUAACAAAGGCACAUUCAAGUGGCCUGCUCUAAGCUACAGCGCAGCAACCGGAACCAUGCCGUGUUCAUUCAGACAGGUGCACUUACUGUUUUAGCACUUAAACCCGCUGAAAUACUGACCACAUUAGAAUAACUUCUCGCUCUUCUCAUUAGAGCCCAAUUAUGAUAGGUGCCUGCAGUUCCAACACUUAAGAGUUUUGUUUUUAUUUGGUACACAAGGGAAUAAUUGUGCUGUGGUUUAUUAGAAGUCAUUAAUCCAUAAGAUGAUAAGUUAUUAAUUCAGGUAUGUGUAUAUAGUGUAAUGAACACAUGAAUGUACUUUUUUGCUUGUUUUUGAAGUGGGUGUGUAAAAGGAUUUACAUUAAGUGUUGCAUCUGAAACAUUUUGACAACAUUAAUAUUUUGAAUAACUUUGUGAAUAACAGAGAAAAUAAAAAAUGUUUUAUUUUU